GCCAGCAUUACUGCUCUUGUUUUUAAUCUUUGCUGUCUCAGCCAAGAGCCCCAUGGCACCCAGCACAGACUUCAUGGAGCAUAGCUCCCUCCUGACUCCCAAAGAGAAAAACAAACUGAGGAAGCCGGUGGUGGAAAAGAUGCGCCGGGACCGCAUCAACAGCAGCAUCGAGCAGCUGAAACUGUUGCUGGAGAAAGAAUUCCAGAGACACCAGCCCAACUCAAAGCUGGAAAAGGCUGACAUCCUGGAGAUGACCGUCAGCUACCUGAAACAGCAGAGUCACCUGCAGGGCAAAGCUCCAGGCUCACUUCCCAGAAGCCUGCAGACAGACUUCAAGGAGGGCUAUGCCCGCUGCCUGCAAGAAGCCUUCCACUUCCUCUCCUUCCACAAGGCACAGACAGACACCCAGACCAAGCUUCGUAGCCACUUCCAGAAAAGCUCCUUGGCAGACACUGAGGCGCUGGCUCCCUCUUUCCCAACUCCUGGUCCUGGGAAGCAGCCUGUCCUGAAGGGCCCUCCCAGUCCUCUGUGGAGGCCCUGGUAGAUGGACUGAUGCCAGCUAGCUCCAGUUUUUCACUCCAGAGGAAGGUGGCUCCUGCAGGACCUCCUCUUUUUAGUAGGGAAUAUUAGUUCCCCUUUUAUUUAUGUGUGAAGAGAAUGGAAUACUUGAACUCUUGGCAAUGGACAGAGCCCUGGAGGAGGAGUCAGCAGGCCUGGACCCCGAUCUCCAUUUCUGCCACUUACUGUGUGACCUUGGGCCAGUCACUUCCCUUCUCUCGGCCUCAACUCUGAGGUCUCUUCCAGCUUGAAGGGAAAGGAGUCCAAUAUUCUGUUGAAAGUAUGGGCCUGUACAUAGAUGUGUCUUCAUAAUGAAGGAGCUUAAUGGGUGGGAAGGGGAAGGGAGUGGGAGAGGGAAAGGGAUAUAUGUUCUGUACAUUACAACUGUAGUAAGAUUGUUAAUCAUUUAAGUGCAGAGAUGGGGGUGGGGGAGGGGGAGAUUUUUCCGACUUGUGUAAAAGCUUUGUGGCUUUGCAUCCAGCUUUCUUGUCCCCCUCUCCAUGGACAGAACUCCCUCCUCCCCUCCCCCUGCCCACAGGAGAAGAAGCCCUUUCUGGGACCUGGGCUAGCUCUCUAGGGCUCCUAUCAUCUCUCUGAGCCCUGAGUUUGUCCUUGGGACCCUCUGAUCUCCUGGUGAGAGUUAUUCCCUCCAUCAGUGACUGCUUUGAGGAGGUGAAGGGAGCUAGACUGUUUCAGACCAUGGACAGGGAAUGGAUGCUUCUGUAGGUAGCUGCCUUAUUUUUUCUAUUUGUGAAAAGAAUGGGGAUCACUUUAUAUUAAAGGACAUAAGGGGAUAAGGUGGGAGGGUAGGAGGCUGCGGUUUGAAUGUUAUACAUUUGAAGGGGCUGGUCCUUCUGAGAAAUCACUGCUGCCAGCCUCAAAGGAGCUGCAUCAUCCAGGGUGCGUGAUGCCCCUUGCCUGGCAGGGAUUUAAGAGAGUGGGUAUGCCGGGCAACAGGGCUGCUGGGUGCAUACUGUGUAUGCUUGGGUAUGUUUGUACCAGAUAAUUAUGGUGAUGCUAAAUAAACAUGCAUGAUUUUCUG
Phascolarctos cinereus (koala) is the source of this 1600-nucleotide messenger RNA. RefSeq names its product transcription factor HES-5-like. Gene Ontology annotation, biological process: regulation of DNA-templated transcription. The record is from RefSeq and is a predicted model, not a curated record. Gene Ontology annotation, molecular function: DNA binding; protein dimerization activity. Lineage: Eukaryota; Metazoa; Chordata; Mammalia; Diprotodontia; Phascolarctidae.